Molecule: messenger RNA, 1410 nt
Organism: Annulohypoxylon maeteangense
Lineage: Eukaryota; Fungi; Ascomycota; Sordariomycetes; Xylariales; Hypoxylaceae
Product: histone deposition protein Asf1
Exons: 4
Coding region: 275-1123 (282 amino acids)
Biological process (GO): nucleosome disassembly; DNA replication-dependent chromatin assembly; nucleosome assembly
Cellular component (GO): nucleus
Molecular function (GO): histone binding
Source: RefSeq, a predicted model, not a curated record
AAGGACCCCUGCUAAUAUUGUAAAAAGUCACUUUGUACCUUUUCCAGCUGCUCUUGAUCGCUAAAUACCCAGUUGCCAGUAUCCAAAAUAAACAAGUAGACCACCCACCCACCGCCAACCUCUAUUUCUCCCCACCGACGACCCCUUCUUCUAUCACAACAAUUUCGAAUCGCACAUUUACUGCUGCUUCUUUUUAGAUCUUCAGUUUUUCUCGAUUUUCUUAUUCAAAUACAACCCACAUUUUACAAGUUCAUACACCGCUAGAAUCGUCAAGAUGUCGGUCGUUUCUCUGCUCGGCGUCAACAUUCUGAACAACCCAGCCAAGUUCACCGACAACUACGUGUUCGAGAUUACGUUCGAAUGUCUCGAGCAGCUUGAGAAGGACUUGGAGUGGAAGUUGACCUACGUCGGCUCUGCGACCUCCGACCAGUACGAUCAAGAACUUGACUCCCUUCUCGUCGGGCCAAUUCCUGUCGGCGUCAACAAAUUUAUCUUCGAGGCGGAUGCUCCCAAGACCACCCGUAUUCCCGAUGCCGACAUUCUCGGUGUCACCGUCGUCCUUCUGACCUGCUCUUACGACGGUCGCGAGUUCGUUCGCGUUGGAUACUAUGUCAACAAUGAGUACGAGUCGGACGAGCUAAACGCGGAUCCCCCUGCCAAGCCUAUCGUCGAGAAGAUCCGCCGCAACGUUCUUGCCGACAAGCCCAGAGUCACACGCUUUGCCAUCAAGUGGGAUUCCGAGGCAUCUGCACCUCCUGAGUUCCCUCCCGAGCAGCCUGAGGCAGAUCUCCAGCCCGACGAGGACGAGUACGGAGCUGAAGAACUCGACGAGGAUGCCGAAGAGGAGGAGGGAGCAGAAGCCGCAGCCGAUAACGCAGGUGAAACUAGUGCCGCUGCCGUCGCAGCUGACGGGGAUGCCGAGAUGGCAGGUGUUGAGGAGAGUGGAGAGCCUGCCGAGGAGGACGAGUUGUCUGACGAAGGUAGCGUCGACCUCGAGAACGAAAGUGAGGAUGAUCUUGAGGAGGAAGGCGAGGGCGAAGCUGUCGAGGGUGGCGAUGAUGCCAUGGAGGUUGACGAGAAGCCAGCCGAGUCCGCCAAACCUCAAGAGGUCAUGGCCCAUUAAGCUUGACUUAAUUACAAGUCAUGCCUAAUUCGAGCAGUUCCUUACGGGUUUACGAACAUGUGGUGGUGGUGGUAUUCUACACGAAGUUAUGAAGGGGUUCGGGAUGUAUCGGUGGUUGGCGGUUGGUGGUUGGCUAAUGACGGGGGCAUGACUACUUUGCAGUGGGUGGCUAAACAUUGCUUAUAGACAUUGGCUUCUUGCUGAACAAAUACGAAAUGAUCAAUUAACGUUGAAUUUCUUCGAUUCCUUUCAUUGAAGUGGUGUUUGUAAGGCUUACCUUUGAUGGG